AUGGCCAACGCCACAGGGCUGAGCGCCCCAGAAGUCGCAGCCUCGAUGGGAUUGAUCCUGGCGGCUCUCGUGGAGGCGGCGGCACUGCUGGGCAACGGCGCGCUGCUGGUGCUGGUGUCGCGCACGCCGGGACUGCGCGACGCUCUCUACCUCGUGCACCUGUGCGUCGUGGACCUGCUGGCGGCCGCCUCCAUCAUGCCGCUGGGCCUGCUGGCCGCUCCGCCGCCGGGGCUGGGCCGCGUGCGCCUGGGCCCCGCACCCUGCCGCGCGGCGCGCUUCCUCUCGGCGGCGCUGCUGCCCGCCUGCACGCUCGGCGUGGCGGCGCUCGGCCUGGCGCGCUACCGCCUCAUAGUUCAUCCGCUGCGGCCCGGCGCGCGGCCUCCGCCCAGCCUAGUGCUCACGGCCGUGUGGGCGGCCGCCGGGCUGCUGGGCGCGCUCUCCUUGCUCGGGCCGCCGCCCGCACCGCCCCCGGCCCCGGCUCGCUGCUCGGUCCUGGCGGGGGGCCUCGGGCCCUUCCGGCCGCUCUGGGCGCUGCUGGCCUUCGCGCUGCCCGCCCUCCUGCUGCUCGGCGCCUACGGCAGCAUCUUCCUCGUGGCGCGCCGGGCCGCCCUGCGGCCCCCACGACCCGCACGCGGGUCCCGGGCGCGCUCCGACUCUCUGGACAGUCGCCUCUCCAUCUUGCCGCCCCUCCGGCCUCGCCCGCCCUGGGGCAAAGCAGCCCUGGCUCCGGCGCUGGCCGUGGGCCAGUUCGCAGCCUGCUGGCUGCCUUACGGCUGUGCGUGCUUGGCGCCUGCUGCCCAGGCCGCAGCGGCCGAGGCGGCCGUCACCUGGAUAGCCUACUCGGCCUUCGCGGCUCACCCCUUCCUGUACGGCCUGCUGCAGCGCCCUGUACGCCGGACGCUGGGCCGCCUUGCCCGCCGAGCGCUGCCGCGGUCCCCGCGAGCCUGCACUUCAAGGGCCUGGCACCCGCGGGCCCUCCUGCGGCACCUCCAGAGACCUCCAGAGGGCCCUGCUCUUGGCCCUUCUGAGGCACCUGAUCAAGGCCGGGAUUUGACAGAAAGGGAAAGCCUGAGCAUGUCAGAGGCCACGUGA
Molecule: messenger RNA, 1092 nt
Organism: Budorcas taxicolor (takin)
Lineage: Eukaryota; Metazoa; Chordata; Mammalia; Artiodactyla; Bovidae
Gene: GPR62
Product: G protein-coupled receptor 62
Exons: 1
Coding region: 1-1092 (363 amino acids)
Biological process (GO): G protein-coupled receptor signaling pathway
Cellular component (GO): endosome; plasma membrane; signaling receptor complex
Molecular function (GO): G protein-coupled receptor activity
Source: RefSeq, a predicted model, not a curated record